Molecule: messenger RNA, 1354 nt
Organism: Aspergillus candidus
Lineage: Eukaryota; Fungi; Ascomycota; Eurotiomycetes; Eurotiales; Aspergillaceae
Product: acyl-CoA dehydrogenase NM domain-like protein
Exons: 6
Coding region: 13-1305 (430 amino acids)
Biological process (GO): L-leucine catabolic process
Molecular function (GO): flavin adenine dinucleotide binding; 3-methylbutanoyl-CoA dehydrogenase activity
Source: RefSeq, a predicted model, not a curated record
UCUCAAUUAACCAUGGCUUCCGUCUGUCGACUGCCCUUUCUCCUGCGCACCUCCAGCCGCCCCUUGUGUCGGCUGGGACGAAGCCCCCUCACGCAGUCCCCCGCAUUGCGGACACUGGCCACCAAGCAUCCCCAGGGCUUCACGCCGCCCACCGAUGACGAUCUUCAUGAGCUACGGGAGCGGGUCCAGGAGUUUACUCGUCGUGAAAUUCCCGAAGAAGUAGCCGCGCGUACAGACGCCCAGAAUGAAUUUCCCGCGGACAUGUGGAAGAAACUGGGCGAUGCCGGGCUCCUCGGUGUCACCGCGAAUGAAGAAUACGGGGGUCUGGGAAUGGGCUAUCAGGCGCAUUGCAUCGUCAUGGAGGAGAUGAGCCGCGCAUCAGGAAGCAUCGCCCUCUCCUACGCAGCACACUCCCAGCUCUGCGUCAACCAGCUCUCCCUGAACGCGUCCGCCGACCAAAAAGAGCGCUAUCUCCCUGGUUUACUGUCCGGCGAGAAGAUCGGUGCUCUGGCAAUGUCAGAACACUCCGCCGGGUCAGACGUCGUCAGCAUGAAGACCACAGCCAAGGCAGUGGACGGGGGAUAUCUGUUGAACGGAACAAAGAUGUGGAUCACCAACGGCCCCGACGCAGACUACAUCGUAGUGUACGCCAAAACCGAGCCCGAGAUGGCCUCCAAGGGCAUCACGGCAUUCAUCGUAGAAAAUUCCUUCAAGGGGUUCUCGUGCGCCCGCAAGCUCGACAAGCUCGGCAUGCGCGGCUCCAACACCGGCGAACUCAUCUUCGAUAACGUUUUCGUGCCGCACGCUAACGUCCUCGGCGAGAUCAACAAGGGCGUGCGCGUCCUGAUGGAAGGUCUGGAUCUGGAGCGACUGGUUCUCAGCGCCGGUCCGUUAGGAAUCAUGCAAUCCGCCCUCGACCUCGUCCUCCCCUACACGCACGUCCGCAAACAAUUCAACACUCCCAUCGCGCAUAACCAGCUCAUCCAGGGCAAGCUAGCAGACAUGUACACCAAGCUGGCGGCCUCGCGGGCCUACACUUACACCACAGCACGGGAGAUCGACAACUCCGCCGCGACGGGGGUGAAUAUCCGCACGCAGGACUGCGCCGGCGCCAUCCUGUACGCUGCGGAGCGGGCGACGGAGUGUGCGCUGGAUGCGAUCCAACUGAUGGGUGGGAAUGGGUAUAUUAAUGAGAUUCCGGCGGGUCGGUUACUGCGGGAUGCGAAGCUUUAUGAGAUUGGGGCUGGGACGAGCGAGAUUCGGAGGAUGGUUAUUGGGAGGGUGUUUAAUAGGGAGUUUGCGUAGUGGUUUUUAUCUCUUUGGGUGUGGUGAUUGAUGUUCAUAUUGCAUGUCC